This is a messenger RNA of Lampris incognitus (smalleye Pacific opah), 1065 nucleotides long. Its product is annotated as P2Y purinoceptor 4-like. The record is from RefSeq and is a predicted model, not a curated record. Gene Ontology annotation, molecular function: G protein-coupled receptor activity. NCBI's taxonomy places the organism in Eukaryota, Metazoa, Chordata, Actinopteri, Lampriformes, Lampridae. Gene Ontology annotation, biological process: G protein-coupled receptor signaling pathway. Gene Ontology annotation, cellular component: plasma membrane. The transcript has 2 exons. Bases 1 to 1065 code for a protein of 354 amino acids.
AUGGGGAGCACUCAGGUUCAGCCUCCAGAGAAACCCUUCUGUGAUUUGGACAGCCCGGGCCGUGAGGGGCUGCUGGUGGUUCAGCUUUACUUGAUGCCCUCUUUCUUCUUGGGGGUGCUGAUCUUAGGGCUGCCCCUCAACCUGCUCUCCCUCUGGAUCUUCUUUCACCGCCUCAAGCGUUGGACCCGCAGCGCUGUUCUCCUCUUCAAUCUAUCCCUGGCUGACACCUCUUGGCUGCUGGCCCUGCCUUUUCUCGUCAAUUUUCAUCUGGACCAUCUGCACUGGCGCUUAGGUUUGCCCCUGUGUAAGGCUGUGAGACUGCUGUACCACAACUACUUCUAUCUCAGCAUCUUCUUUGUCACCUGCAUCAGCAUGGACCGCUACCUGGCCAUUGUUCACCCACUGCGCUCCCUGGCUCUGCUUGGCCGUCGCAAGACCGGCCUACUGUGUGUGAUGGUCUGGGUGGUCGCCUUCAUCCUCAGCAUACCUGUCGCCAGUAUGACUCUGACGCAGUCGUGCCCGCGUGACAACCGCACGAUUUGUACCCUGUAUGUGAUCCUAGAGGAGACUGGACGGAGUCUGCCCUACACGCUCGUCUGCACCAUCGGUGGCUUCCUCUUUCCUCUGGUUUCCAUUUGCUACUGCUAUGUGCGCAGUGUCAAAGAGUUGCGCUGCCGCCCCUGUCAACCCCAGCCAUACAACAAAUGGCGGCGUCUGGUGCGGGUGCUGAGCGCGGCGCUCAUCCUCUUCGCCCUGUUCUACCUGCCCUACCACCUCAGCCGUAAUGCCACCAUUGUGAUACGGGCCAUCUACCCUGACAGCCCAUCCUCCUGGCAGCUCGCUGACCUGAUCUUUGCCCUGGAAAUGUGCUUCUGCAGCCUCAGCACAUGCGUCAACCCUCUGUUCAGUUGCUUCAUAGGUCACCAGUUUAAGAGGGAGUUUCAGCGUAUUUGUUUUGCUCUGUUUCCUCAGUGUCCACGUAUGGCGCGAGCUCGAGUCUUAUCUAGACGAGAACAAAGGACAGCAGAGCAGAGGCGUGAGAUGACUAAAGUCACUCCUCUGUAA